Messenger RNA from Epinephelus lanceolatus (giant grouper), 1357 nucleotides. RefSeq names its product ATP synthase mitochondrial F1 complex assembly factor 1 (gene atpaf1). NCBI's taxonomy places the organism in Eukaryota, Metazoa, Chordata, Actinopteri, Perciformes, Serranidae. The record is from RefSeq and is a predicted model, not a curated record. Gene Ontology annotation, biological process: mitochondrial proton-transporting ATP synthase complex assembly. Gene Ontology annotation, cellular component: mitochondrion.
AGAUGUUGGACGGGAGCGAUGAAAAGAUGGCGGCGGCCGUGGUACAAAUGUCAUGUUUGUACCGGGGGAUGUUAGCGGUGAGAGCCACCGGGAUCAGGCCGCUGAUCCCCGGGCUGGUCCCGGCGCAGUUCCGAGCCUUCUCAGUGCGGAAGGAACCGGAGCUGGAGGAGAACCCGUACUACAGCAAGUACCAGGACAAGAUCCAGAAGCUGCGCAGCACCAAGCCACAGGAGUACAAAACCCGGGUGGAGAAACGGCAUGAGGCCAAGAAGGAAGUGCUCGGACACUCAAAGCAGGCAGAGUUCGUCCAGCUCAUGGAGCAGGAGUUGGAGAAAAGGGACAAGAUGGCUGCCGGCAGUGGAGCAUCUGGAGGUUUCACAAAGAACAAGACGCUGGACUCCAUCCUCAACCUGAACUUGAUCAAGGACAAGACAGGUGAAGAGAUUGCAGAGCUUUGGAUGAAAUAUUAUUCCACCAAGGACACAAUCAGCGCCGUCAUCCCGGCACAGAUUUAUGAAGUGAUUUUGACAAGAUCAAAGUCGAACCCAAUGUUCCUGUACGCUUUGCCUCAGAAAGAGGGUUACGAGUUUUUCGUGGGUCAGUGGUCCGGACACGAGCUCCACUUCACCUCCCUCAUUAACGUCCAGACGCUGGGUGAGAACGCUCCCAGUCAGCUGAUCCUCUACCACUACCCAGACCUUAAGGAGGAGAAGGGCGUGGUCCUCAUGACAGCCGAGCUGGACCCCAAGUUCAUAACCGUCCACCAGGCUCAGUGUUUGGCCAAUCAGGUGCAGCUGUUCUACGGCACACAGAGGCAGGAGACAUAUCGAUUGGUCGAAACAUUUAACCACCACCCUGCGGACUUCAAACACAUGUCAGUGAUAGCGGAGCUGGAACAGAGCGGCCUGGGGUCGGCGGUCACCCCCAGGGGAUCGUAGGGAGACCAUUAAUGGACUUAAGUCAAGCUCACCUGCAGCUGGAGUCCCAGGAACUGUUGGUGUUUAUUUAAAGUGACAGAGAGAUGCGUGCUUCUUUGCUCAGCACUGACUAUGCACAUACACCUGUUCUUCAUACUGUGUAUAAAGUUAGCAGCAACAGCAGCUGUGAGUUUGGUAAAAGAUUUCAAAGGAGCAUCAGUAGCAUCUCAUGAACUGUCGGAGACUGGAUCAUCGGACAUCUGCCACACAUCUUUUCAAUGUGCAUACAUGUAACCACAGGAGGACAAUGUGCUGUUGAUCACUUCCAUGAUGAACAGAUCACUGUAUCCCACCCUCUAUAUUAGACUGGACCAGAAAGAGCCCAGUAUCUAUCCCUGAAAGCCAGUAUGACAUUUAAUAAAUCACCUUCAAAACCCUAA